AGAAACUUAAAUCUAUCUAUUGACUAUCGGUAAACCUUUUGUGAUUGUUUACUCUACAAAACAAUAUCUUACAGAAGCAGCACUCUUAAAAAACUAACACUGAGAGAAAGAAAGGCUUGCACAACAUUGAAAAUGGCGAAAGCAGGAAAAACUUUUAUGUUUAAGAAACAUUUUGUUGGUUUACCAAAAGAAGAUGAUUUUGAUCUGGUGGAUACCACUUUGCGUGAAUUAGAGGAUGGAGAGUUUUUAUUUGAAAGUCAGUUCCUCAGCGUGGAUCCUUACAUGAGACUCUUCACAAGUCAAUUGCCUACUGGCAUUCCGAUGAUUGGCAGCGGAGUUGGGAAAGUAACAGAGAGUAAAAAUGAGAACUAUCCAGUCAAUUCCAUUGUUGUCGGUCCAUGUGGUUGGACAACUCACUUUAUUGUUACUAAGGAAUUAGUGAAAUCUAAAGAAUUUCUUGUCAUACCAUCAGACAUGCAAAUGUCGCAUUCGCUCGGUACACUUGGCAUGCCUGGAAUGACAGCCUACUUUGGUUUACUCGACAUCUGCAAUCCCAAAGAAGGUGAAACUGUGUUCGUCAACGCCGCUGCUGGAGCGGUUGGUAACGUGGUCGGACAAAUUGCAAAAAUCAAAGGUUGUCGCGUAGUUGGUUGUGCUGGUUCAGAUGAAAAACUUAAAUAUUUGAAAGAAAUUGGAUUUGAUGCUGUUUUUAAUUAUAAAAAUGCCGAUUUUGAAAAAACAUUCUCCGAGCUUUGCCCGAAAGGAAUUGAUUGUUUCUUCGAAAACGUUGGCGGAGCAAUGUUUGAUGCUGCUAUGAAUCACAUGAACAAAUAUGGCAGAAUAGCUGUUAUUGGUGGAAUCUCAGGAUAUAAUAGUGUUCAUGAACCACCAAAGGGACCUUACAUUCAUUUACCUACGAUUAUGAAGGAACUGAAAAUUCAAGGCUUCAUGGCAGGUUCAUACACUGAUAGGAAUCCGGAGGGUUUCAAGCAACUGAAUUCUUGGAUUAAUGAGGGUAAACUGAAAGUUCGCGAGAAAGUCAUAGAAGGAUUUGAAAACAUGCCAAAAGCUUUGAUCAGUUUGUUUCAUGGAGAACACAUUGGAAAGGUUGUUGUCAGUGUUAAGUAGAGUGCACAGCUGGUGUCUAACACACGCACAAGAAAUACAGAAAUUGCUUUUAAAGCACUGUUUUUAUAAUAUAUUUUCACCGUGAUAACGUAAAAACAAAAUUUUUUUUAUCACGUUAAAAGAUGUGCAAUUUGUGUA
Hydractinia symbiolongicarpus is the source of this 1266-nucleotide messenger RNA. Its product is annotated as prostaglandin reductase 1-like. The record is from RefSeq and is a predicted model, not a curated record. The transcript has 8 exons. Gene Ontology annotation, molecular function: 2-alkenal reductase [NAD(P)H] activity; 15-oxoprostaglandin 13-reductase [NAD(P)+] activity. Gene Ontology annotation, cellular component: cytoplasm. Bases 133 to 1128 code for a protein of 331 amino acids. NCBI's taxonomy places the organism in Eukaryota, Metazoa, Cnidaria, Hydrozoa, Anthoathecata, Hydractiniidae. Gene Ontology annotation, biological process: prostaglandin metabolic process.